AUGUCUGUUCAAUUGCUAGCAGGCCUCAAUGCCAGAGCAGCUCUUGCCUGUGCUCAGUGCAGGAGCAUCCUCCUGUUUGUCAGUGGGCAGCUGCACACUGUGACAGGAGCCUUGUUUUCUAGUGUUUCAGAAGAGUCUGCAAACUUGCACAGCAGUGCUACCAUGAUUGAGCAACUCGUUGCUGCAGUUUGCACUGUUUAUGGCAUUGGUUAUUCAGGAUAUUAUCUGACUAGCCUGGGACGACACCUGAGACGUGUAUUCAGAGGUGCAGAUCCUGAGAGCCCUGAACCCACAGCAGACUCUCCACUGACUCUCUCAGUUCCUGGAGAUGUGGCCAAAGAGGAGCUGAAUGACCGCAAUCCUCCAGCUGUGUUCACAGCACAACCUGAAUAUUCUGAGCCGGUCCUUCUAGAGGAAGAGAAUGAGCAGAGUGCUUUAUCAGAGGUGCCACAGCAGACUCAGGGAGAGCUGUUCCCAGCCCAGGAGCAGGAGGAACAGCUCAGGCAGCAGGUGGAAGAGGUACAGGAGAAUGGCCAGAACAUUAAGGCAGAGCCACAAGCAGAGCUGCCCGAAGCUCCGAUUGCCAUCAUGGCAGUGAGGAGGAGGAACAAGGAAGACAUGAGAAGACUUCAAGAUCACUGGAAUCUCCAUAGACAGAGGGGUGAUUUACAAAACCAGGUGAGUGUAAGAGUGGCUGCCACUCCACUCAAGAAAAUUUCUCUCUCUUGUUGUUUACAGAACUUCAAUGAGGAGCUGCCCGCAGAGCUGCAUAAAACUCAGGCUAUGCUCAAAGCAAGGGAGAAGAGGCUGGGGGAAGAAAUGAAAAUCAUGAAAGAGAAAAUGAAUCUCCUUCAGGGGCAAGAGGCUCUAGAAAAGACAGUGGCCAUAAAGAAAAUUAAUCUCCACUCACUGAGGAAGAUGCAAGUAACUGUUAAUGAAGUCAUGGUUAUGAAGAGGAAUAGGAGUCCUUGUGUUGUGAAUUAUUUAGACAGCUACCUUGUGGAUAAGCAAUUCUGGCUGGUGAUGGAGUACAUGGAUGGAGGCACUCUGAGCAAUGUCAUCAGCUGGACCUUCCUGUCUGAAGAUGAGAUGGCAGCUGUCAGUCACCAGUGCCUGCAAGGACUGGAUUUUCUUCACUCAAAUCUUGUCAUCCACCGGGAUGUGAAGAGCCACAACAUCCUUCUCAGAAGCGAUGGCUCUGUCAAGCUGGCUGAUUUUGGCCUCUCUGCUCAGCUCACCCCAGAGCAAAAUCAACGGUUGUCAGUGAUUGGGACUCCUUGGUGGAUGGCACCUGAAAUUGUGAAAGGUCAACCAUAUGGCUACAAAGUGGACAUAUGGUCUUUUGGAAUUGUGGGAAUUGAAAUGGUGGAACGAGAAGUUCCUUAUGAGAGUGAACGUUCCCUCUCACCUCAGCUCCUGAUAGCCACAGGAGGGAGACCAAAACUGCAGCAGCCCGACCUCUUCUCUCCUUUGCUGCGCGACUUCCUGAGCUGCUGCCUGCAGACAGAUGAGGCUCGGCGCUGGACUGCCAAGGAGCUCCUGCAGCAUCCAUUUGUAACAUCAGCCAAGCCACUGUCAACUCUGGCACCACUCAUCAUUUCAAUGAAGAAGAAGGAGACAAGAAUGUAA
Molecule: messenger RNA, 1629 nt
Organism: Cinclus cinclus
Lineage: Eukaryota; Metazoa; Chordata; Aves; Passeriformes; Cinclidae
Biological process (GO): intracellular signal transduction; regulation of axonogenesis; regulation of MAPK cascade
Cellular component (GO): cytoplasm
Molecular function (GO): protein serine/threonine kinase activity; ATP binding
Source: RefSeq, a predicted model, not a curated record